This is a messenger RNA of Cryptococcus amylolentus CBS 6039, 6852 nucleotides long. RefSeq lists its product as hypothetical. The coding region runs from base 1 to 6852 and encodes 2283 amino acids. Gene Ontology annotation, biological process: protein phosphorylation; telomere maintenance; DNA damage checkpoint signaling. NCBI's taxonomy places the organism in Eukaryota, Fungi, Basidiomycota, Tremellomycetes, Tremellales, Cryptococcaceae. The record is from RefSeq and is a predicted model, not a curated record. The transcript has 18 exons. Gene Ontology annotation, molecular function: protein binding; protein serine/threonine kinase activity. Gene Ontology annotation, cellular component: nucleus.
AUGCCCGCCGCCCUCCCAGCAACGCAGUACGCCGCCGCCCCGCCGCACAUACAGUCCCUUCUCCCCCGCCUCCUCAAAGAAGGCCUCACCCCCGGCAGCGCACACGGCCAGUCCCGCCCAGGCGAGCUGGUCCAGGUGCUGCUCGAACACUGCAUCCUCAAACCCCUCUCAUCGGGCACCCCAGUCGAUCCACAGCAAUCAUCAUACACCCUUGCUAUCAUUGAUAGUCAGACCGCCUCAAAUCCCUCGUAUCUCCUCGACAUCUUCGCCGAUGCGCCCUUUUACCAAUGGCUGCUUCCACGACUCAUAUACAUUGCGUCAAUAUCCCGGCUUCCUCUUUUGGCAGACGAAGCUUCAGCGGCUGUCGUCAGCGUCAUACGAGGGAUAGCGAGAGAUUCGUCGGAAGCGUCGGACCCAUCCGUUUUAGGGGGGCCAGCAAGGGCAGCAAAAAUAUUGGAUAGUAUAAUCUUGUUUUGCCAAGAUAUCCUCGACUAUAGAGACGCAAAACUGUUUCAUUGCCAAUGCCUCCCCAGCAACUGUGCCAGCCUCUUAUGCUCUCUUUCCAUCGUUGUCCAGCUCGACCUCACCUUCUCCUCCGCCUUUCAAUCUACUGCCUGCAAUAUGCUAUCACAAGCAAUCCCUCUGAUACAGACGGAUGAUCUGCAGACGCGAUUCAUUAGAGCUGUCACUAGCGCCAUAUCUUCUGGUCGCUUUGAGGGUGUAACCAAGGCCUGCGCUUCUCUUGCGGGCGUGACCUUCUCAAAUGACCUCGAAGGCCAAAUAGCUCUGAAGGAUUUCUACAAGAAUAUCUCGCUAGCGCACGAAGAGAUUCGUGUCGAAGUAUGGUGGUGCUUGUACCAGCGAGUCCAUACAUUGGAUAUGACGGACGACUGCGUUGGCUAUCCAGCCAUCAAUCAUCUUUUGACCUCGAUCCCCCCUAGGCUGCCACACUCCUCCAUCCAAGAAGCUCUUGAGUCCGAGGGCAUUAUCAAGAUAUGGCUUGCCAAAGCUCGUGAAAUAGCUGAUAGCACUGGUGAUCCCUCCAAAGAGCGUAGGAUUCAGGCCUUCAGGCGACACGAAACGCACGAAACCGACCUGCCUUCGCUGCCGUCAAAAAAGAGAAAGCGUAAUAACGGCGAGGCGACUGUGCGACAGGAUCUCGAAAAGCUGUAUCCGGAUACAGCAGGCGCGGAGGACCUUGUGGAUAUAUUGCUGCGCCAAGAGGAAUCAUUGGCGCCUCUGGCUCCUAUGAUGCCUCGCAUUGUCUGUGAGAUCGCCGGGGAACAUCGGCAUACUCCUUCAGUUUCGCCUCGGCAGCUGAAACCAAACGUUUUGGAUUUAUGGCUUAAAGUGGCCGUGACUGAUUUGUCAAUGAUGAACGCGCUGGCAGCAAUCUUCAUGCAUACACCAGCUAAAGUCGUCGCGACCAGCAUGCAUAUUGCAGAGCGCGCCGCUAUCAUGGAUGUCAUCAGCAGCGGCUUGCUUGAUUCAGACAGGGGUAUGAGAGUCGCUACUAGUCGAGCGCUGGUUUCCCUAUUCAUUGCUCAAGAUUCACACCCGGAUCCGCGCGUUGCCAAAAGAAAUCAACAUGGGUAUAUAGAUGCCCUAGUCCCCGUCCUAAAGCCCUUGGCUACCGGAGAAGUGGCUACAUUGGCUCUCGGAGAGAUAGGUCGCUAUGCCGAACGCGACGCGCUCUGCUCCGUACUACGCCUUCUCUUGGAACAACUUGGGUCGUCCCACGAACACCUAAGGAGUGUCGCCUAUGCUGCUCUGGUGAACCUUGCCAAGGCGCGGAAAAAGACGCCCUAUGCCCUUCUGAACCCCUUCCUAGACCGCAUUAGUGUUGUCCUUGCGGAGAGCAUUCAGCGCUCUCCAGAAAUGGUCGCCGAAACCACAUCCUUCCUCAAGUCCAGCCGACAAAUACUCUUCUCUGCGUCGCUCCAGCACGUUGUGCCAGCGCUGGUCUUGUCCCGAAAUCUAGACGCUCUAUCAACGGUGGCCGGGAUCGUCAAACAAAACAUAGGUGUAGCCAUCAUGGACAACAUGGCUCAUGUACUGGCGCAUAUUUUUGUGCACCCUUCCAAGAUCAAUACCACUCUCGACUUUCUCGUCAAAACUAUGCGCUCGAUUACGGAUUCCUCCAUUUCCGUCCAGUCCAUGAUGCGGUCGUGCACCGUUGAUUUCUGUGUGAUACUAGUCAUACAGCUGGGCGAUGAGGAUCCCAAUGUUAGAGAUGCGGCACAGAAGGGUCUCAAGAAAGCCAAAGAGUAUAGUGAAGAGAAGAAAACCUCAAAUCAGGACGUGGGCGCUUUCCUCAAACCUCACAUGGCGGGCAUCAUAUCGCAACUGAACGAUAUGCUGCAUGGGGCUUUGGGGAAGAAAACAGCCUCAGAAAAAUGCAAAAUGAUUCGGAGUCUGGGCGAGUUGAUCAAGAUGGCAGGGGACUCCAUGACGUCUUUUUCUCCUCAGAUAAUGGCAAGCCUACAAAGCACACUAGGCGUCAAAGAGCUCAGACUAGAGACUCUCAACACCUGGUUGACCUUUGUGGAUACUUUGAGAUUUCGAAACGUCGGCCCCUUUGUCGGUCGCACGACAGGCGCACUUGUCACCAAUUGGCCAAGUUUCGACUCGGAGGCCAAACAAGUGGCAAAAAGGAUAGUGGACCUUAUUGCGUCCAACACCAAAGAACUCAAAGAGUUUACAGAUGAGGUCGUGGGCAUGGACCACAUUCCCGAGCUGAGACACGCGGCAGCAACACUGGCCGGACCCGGAAAGAAAGCCCCCGUGUCAGUGCGGAUAUCCAAAGUCCUGGACAGAGCCGCGAGCAACAAUGUGGCUAUCUCAACAGCAUCAAUGAACGAGCUCAAACGCCUGUUGCUUCAACAUCAAAAUGAUGUGCUCAAGCUCGCGCAAGGAGACACAUUCGACGCCAUCGCCGCCAAGAUAAUGUCUGUUCUCUUCACGGUAGCUACUAGGGAUGGGGAUUACGACGAGUUGAGGGACUUGAGCUAUGAGUGUAUGGGCAUUCUGGGCGCCUUGGAUCCCGAUCGACUGGGUUAUCAGUCGGAAAGUGGUACUGUCCUACUCAUGUCCAACUUCAAUGACUCGCAAGAGUCAAUCAAUUUCGCGCUACAUCUUGUGCGCGACUUGCUUGUCGAUGCCUUCCGUGCGACGAAUGAUACCACCCAUCAAACAUAUCUAGCAUUUGCUAUACAAGAGCUACUGCGUUUCUGUGGGUUCACCAUCAAAGUUGUUGCGCAGGACAGCCGGGGGGUGGACCCCCAAAUCCUAUCGCGAUGGGCAAGUUUCCCGAAAGAUCAGCUCGAGACACUUACACCUCUUCUUGAGACUCGAUUUUCUCUGCGAGACUCCACUGCUCGCACCUUUGUCUAUCCGAUAUACGCAUCCACAAAUACGUAUCGGGAAUGGCUACAGGGAUGGACAACAGACCUGAUAAACAAGGUCAUGUCUAUGCCCGGACAGGGCAGAGCAGAGGCCGAUAGCAAAUCGAUCUUUGGAGUGUUCAAAGGCAUCAUUUUGAAGCACCAAGAUGUUACUGUGGCCCACCACAUGCUUCCCCAUCUGGUGUUGAACGUCCUGCUUUCCAACAACCAAUUGUACAACGAUGAGAUUUCUCUCGAGAUCAACACAGUCCUGCAAGAUCAGGUGCAGCCAUCGGGGCCCACUGGGCGACGAUCACUCGCAGCGCAGGUCAUCUUUGACUUGAUGGACCAUCUGAGCAAAUGGCUGCGUCUAACCCGAGUCAAGCCAGACAAAUCGGAGCGCUCAGUCAAGGGAAAACCUGUGGAGCAAGUCCUGAAUAGUAUCGAGACUGAACUCAUGGCACACGCGGCUAUGAACAGCAAAGCGUAUGCGAGGUCACUGAGAAGCUUUGAAGAACGGGUUGUGCAGCUCACACGCGAGGGGCGUGCCCGCGAUGACCUGCAGCAAUAUUACGAAAACUUGCACCAUAUCUACGCCGAGUUGGACGAGCCUGACGGUAUGGAGGGCGUCUCCACCUUUGUCAUAUCGCCAACAUUGGAGCAUCAGAUCAGAGAGCAUGAAAGCACAGGUAGAUGGACUGCGGCACAGAGUUGUUGGGAGGUGAGAUUGCAACAGUCACCCGAUGAUGUGACUCUCCAUCAUGGGUUGCUCAAAUGUCUUCGAAACCUCGGUCAUUAUGAUACCCUGCGUACCCAUAUCCGAGGCGUACUCAGCCGCCAUCCGGAGUGGCGUGCUCCGCUGGUUCAACUCGAGGCAGAAGCAGCGUGGAUCAUUGGGGAUUGGGACACUGUACGGCUGGUAGGCAAAGACUGCCCCCCGAUUGGAAAGGCCUUGCUCGCCCUUCACGAGAACCAAGAUCUUAAGAUUGUUCUGAAGCAGGUGAGAAGCGAAGUCGGCAUCGGUAUCACAGGCAAAGGGUACAACUCGGCUCAAGAUGCCUUACUCCAACUGCACAUGAUACACGAGAUAUCAAUGAUCAACGAGACUAAAACGCGCAUUGAGACUACCCCUCGCAACGCCAACAGACAGGCAAUUAUCCAGGCAGGGGUGCGAAGUCUCAACAAGGCUCUUGAAGACCGAUUCCACACCACUUCGCCGGCGUUCCGAACACGUGAAGCAAUCCUCAGUGUCCGAAGAACAGCCUACGGAUUGAUGAAUACGCCUUCUCUCAAUCCAGAGAUCGGCGACGCAUGGAUCCUCAGCUCCAAAAUUGCUCGUAAAGCUGGCUACGAGCAGACAGCUUACAGCGCAACCCUUCAGGCUGUAUCAGCUUCGGCGCCUUUCGUAUUUGUGCAGCAAGCGAAGCUUCGCCGUGCUCAAGGCAGCGUUCUGAAGGCAUUGACUGAUUUGGAAAAUGCCUUGGCGAGUGAAAAGAGGAAGCUGUCAGGGAAGGGAACCAAUGACGACGAUAUGAAUCAACAGAUCAAGAUGGCAAAGGCUGUACUCUUGAUGGCACGAUGGGCCAACGAAACGGACAGAUUCGAACUGAACGAGAUCAUCACGAGGUACAAAGAGGCAAUCAACUUUUGCGACAACCUAGAGUCGCCCUACUAUCAUUUUGGUCAUUUCUACGACUCUUUGACGGGAGAAACAAAGGAGAAGUGGGUCGAUCGACGAGACGCUAUGGAAAUGCUUACAUCGCACAGCACUGUCUUCAAAUACCACACAGUCCUCAUGUAUUCAAAGGCAUUGCGCUACGGCGUCAAGUACAUAUUUCAAACCAUGCCUAGGAUGCUUACCAUCUGGCUUGACCUGGGUGAGACAACUGACACGAGAAAAGACAAAUACGUCAAAAGUAUACAUGAUACUAUCCACAAGGCCGCGCGGGAAUUACCUCCUUAUCAAUUCUUCAUGGCUUUCCCUCAAAUCGUUUCUCGGAUCAUGCACCCCGACCCCAACGUGUUCAAAGAGCUUCGCGAAAUCAUGGUCCGAGUCCUUUGCCAAUAUCCUCAACAAGCCUUGUGGCCAAUGGUAGGGGUAAUGCAGUCCAAUCAGAUUGAGAGAAAGAAUAUGUGCCGGAAAGUGCUGGACAAGGCAAUCCCCAUCGCCAAAGCAGUCCAGGACGCAGAUGCUUUCUGCAGCACCUUGCUGCGACUGGCUGAUCAUCCGCCAGAUGACAAGAAAUACAAAUCUCUCAAGAAUGAUUUCCCUUAUGUGCUCAGGGUGCUCCCUUCCACAAUGAUAUUACCCCUACAGGAUGCUCUCACAUGCCCGCUACCCACUUCCUCCGAUACAGUUCAAACCCACACGCCCUUUCCUUCCGAACCCAUCGAGAUCAAGAACAUUGCGGAUCGAGUAGAGAUGAUGUCUUCUCUGGUGAAGCCCAAGAAGCUCAUGUUCAUUGGAAGCGACGGCAAGGAGUAUCCAUUCUUGUGUAAGCCACACGACGAUCUCCGCAAGGAUGCUCGUUUGAUGGAUCUCAACUCGAUGAUCAAUAAACUGUUGAAGAGAGCUUCGGAGUCCCGAAAGCGUCAGCUUUAUGUUCGGACUUAUGCUGUCAUGCCACUCAACGAGGAGUGCGGUCUCCUGGAAUGGGUAGCAAACACGGCUCCUUUCAAAAGUAUUCUAGAGAAAUGCUACGCCCGAUACGGGAAACGAGUCUGGGUAAGUGAUGUUGGUCUCAUGCAAACAAAGCUGAUUCAUCAUCUGCGCUCCAGUACGGUGAUCAUCAAACGGCCAUGGGCAAUGCACGCAAGCAAAAUCUGGACGCGUUACCAACCGACGCGGUUCAACGAGUGGUUUUUGACAACAUGGCCGGAACCCUCCGCAUGGAUGGCCAGCCGUUCAGCCUAUAGUCGCACGCUUGCUGUGAUGUCAAUGAUAGGCUAUGUCCUUGGCCUCGGAGAUAGGCAUGGUGAAAAUAUCCUUUUUGAUGGCCUCACUGGCGAUACGGUCCAUGUUGAUCUGAAUUGUCUGUUUGAAAAGGGCACUACGUUUGAAAUUCCGGAGCGGGUCCCCUUCCGGCUGACUCAGAAUCUUGUGGGCGCGUUGGGUGUUACGGGGGUGGAAGGCGUGUACCGCAAGGCCGGUGAAAUCACCUUGGACAUCCUUCGCUCCAAUAGCGAUUCCCUGAUGAGUGUCUUGGAGGCGUUUGUGCAUGAUCCGCUGGUCGAAUGGGCACGUUCCGGCCGUGGGAAGAAAAGUGCCGAGAAGGAUGUCCGUGAUAUCCGUCACUCUGCCGACAGGAACCUCCGACCUAUCAAGAGGAAGCUUCGGGGCAUCAUGAAGGAAAAGGACGACAAGAACACGGUGCUCUCCGUCCCCAGCCAGGUCGACUAUCUGAUCAAGGAGGCAACAUCUCCAAACAAUCUCGGUCUGAUGUAUCUCGGUUGGGCUCCUUGGUUGUAA